AUGGGCAACUGCGCAAGUCUUGGGGCGUCCCCGGGGGAGGAGCGGCGGUUGGCGGAGGCGGCGGUGGCGGUGGCGACGGCGGCUAAGGCCAAGGCUGGGGAGGAUAGGCGGUCACGGGAGGCGGCGGCGCCGCCGGAGAUGCUGGUAAAGAUCAAGAUCGGCCGGCGGCAACUGGAGGCGCUGCAGCGGAUGGCAGGUGGCGGCGCCCUGCCGCUGCACCUGGUGCUUGCCCACCUGCUGCCCGGCGCCGGCCGUGACGAGCUCCUUCGGCGGGCUCGGCAAUGGCGGCCGGCCCUCCAUAGCAUAUCGGAGGUGGGGGACUGA
Spirodela intermedia is the source of this 324-nucleotide messenger RNA. The record is from the annotation of a GenBank genome assembly. Lineage: Eukaryota; Viridiplantae; Streptophyta; Magnoliopsida; Alismatales; Araceae.